GACAGACGGACGGAGGGAGCCUGCGGAGAGGCACCGGCCCGCUGCGCUAGCCCGCCGCCGCUGCCCGUCGCCCCAUGGAGCUGUGCCUGGGGCCCUCGCCGCCCUCGGGGUGGGCGCUGCCGCUGCUCCUCGCCCUGGGCGCCGCCGGGCUCAGCCACGGCACCCCGCACCUGCCGUACUCCCGGCCGGGCUCCCGCAGCAAGAACUGGUGCGCCUACAUCGUGAACAAGAACGUGAGCUGCUCGGUGCUGGACGGGACGGAGAGCUACGUCCAGGCCCAGUACAAGUGCGCCUGGAACCAGUUCCCCUGCGAGCCCACCCUGGUAUACCGAACGAGUUUCAGACCUCGGUACACGGUUGCAUAUAAGACAGUGACAGAGCUGGAAUGGAGAUGUUGUCCUGGCUACAAAGGGGAGGACUGCAGGGAAGGACCUGCAGAAAAGCCAAACACUGCUCGUCGUCCCACAACGCCAGCCAAAGCUGUCAUGAAGAAAGGCACAGAUGCAGAACCAACAGAAGCACCGGAGCCUCCACCAUAUGAGAAGAGAAUGCAGUUUCUUGAGGACGAAUUGUUCAGACUCACACGGUCUGUGAUUGAACUUCAGUCCUCCGUGGCGGGUGUGAAUGAAAACCUGAAGCUGACUGUACAGGAAGAUGCUAGCAAGAUGUUGGUCACGUGGCUGAACAACCUUUACGACCGCCCGGAGCCUGACAGUGCAGUUGGUGCUGAAACAGACACUAUUCAGCUGCCAGGACUCCUCAGCAAUAAAGAUCAAAAAGACCCUUUUAUUGAUUUUGAAAUGGAAGAUAUAAAAGCUGAGCUAGCUGAGGUCAAAGAAGCCUUGAAGAUGAGGAAUGAUGAGCUGGAGGAACUGAAUGGAAAAGUAAAAGGCUAUGAAGGACAGUUAAAGCAACUGCAGGAGGCAGCACGAGGACCUACAAUAACAAUGCCCCGUGACAAUAUAUAUCAGGACUAUAUAGACUCAAAAUUUGAGUCCCUCAGGCAAGAAAUAAUGGAAGGAUUUGAAAAGAAAAUGGCAGAUCUGAAGAAGUCCUGUGAAUAUCAGCAGCAGUAUGAUGACAGUGAAAAUAACUGUGUAGGGAUAAUUGAUGUUAUAAGAGGAAAAGAGAAUGACUUGAGGAAAGAAAUAAAUGCUCUCCGCACUCAGAUUCCAUCAAACAACUCCAGUUGUUGCAAGAAGGGUGAGGGAAAUUACUUUGACCAACAGAUGAAAGAUUUAGAUACGAAGAUUGACAGAAUUGUGGAAGCACAGAGGAUCUUGAAUGUCAGAAUAGAUAACGAAAUCAUUCGAUUGUCGACUCCAGAUCUGGAAGACGUGUUUGUUGAGAGGCUGGAGGAGCUAGAUGCAAGGAUGAAUAUUACAGAACGAAAUGCUGAAGAACAUUGUUUUUAUGUUGAGGAGACUCUCCGCAGUGCUAUCGCUGCUGAGGUGGAUGAACUGAGAGACUUGUUUGACCAAAAGCUGCGGGCACUGGAGGUGAGGCUGGGUGGGACUAUUUUGGAGAUUGCCAACACCACAGACCCGGAUGGAAUGUUUGUUAAUCCUGGGCCUGUCUUGCCCAGCGAUGCAGGAUUUGCAAAUGAGCAGAUUACGGCAGAGAUGAAUUUUGUGAAGGACAAACUGCUGUCGCUUGAACAGCUCUGUGGGCAGAAAUGUCAGUCUGCACCGCGAGGUACGGAGGACCUUCAGAAACAGCUAGAAAGUUGUAACGACAGGUACAAUCACUUGCUUUUGAAAGCAGAGAAUAAUUCUGGUCUCCUGCAGUCUCUAAAUAGCUCUCUUAAUGAGAAACUCAACUUAAUUAAGGGUAACCAACGUGACAUCCAGAGAAUGCAGAGAGACAUACGUGUAUUCCGAUACAAUCUAAAUGCCGUUGAUAAAGAUAUGAAAAAUCUUCAAGACGGCCUGAGUAGCUGCAGGGAGCAGCUUCUGGGUGUCAAUUCCACAUGCAGAAAAACGCAACGAGGUGUCUUCCGAAAAAUUGAUCAAAUGCAGAGGACAUUUGCAAAUCAAACUGCUCAUUCCAGUGAGAAUUGUUGUGGUGAAGUGAAAGAGAGACUAGAACAAUUGAAUGACCAUAUCCUGAAUGAUCUUAGCAAGUGCAAAGAAAAGACCCAAGAUGUCCAGGAGGGUGUUUCAGAUGUUGAGAGCAGAGUUUCACAUGUUGAAAAAGUCUGUGUUAAGUUGGACUCUGUUUCAGAUAGCUUGCAGAAUAUAAAAGAAGGUCUGAAUAAGCACGUGAGCAGCUUAUGGAACUGCAUCCGUGAAAUGAAUGGAACCAUAGCAUCUCAUUCCACUGAUAUUUCUGGCCUCAAAAACUCUGUCCAACAGUUUCAUAGUCAGGUUUCCAAAAUCACCACAGACAUUGAAGGCGUGCUGAAAUCUCAGCCUGACACAAGGCGACCAGGAGUACCACAGCAGCUGUUGCCACCGAGGCCACCCGUGCAGCCCCAGCCUGGCAUAUCCCUGCUGCCCUCGAGGCCCAGGAUGCAACCCCCACGACAGAGGGUCCCCCUCCUGCCACCACAGCUGAGACCUCCUCCACGCCCAGCUCUGCCAGGCUCAGCAGUUGUGCCACUUCUGCCUGGAACAACCGGCAUCAUCUUGGAGACUGGGGAGGCAGGGCCUCCUGGCACAGUUUUGAUGUCUGGGAGAGGGCGUCUCAGGAGUGCGGAUGGCCAGGCUGGCCAAAGUACCAUGCCCAUUGCUGAAGGGUAUGCUGGAGCACCAGGAUAUCCAAAGCCAUCUCAUUCUACCACGGAUUCACAAGGACCUGCCACUGCUGCUGUGCCCUCUCUGGUGUCAUUUUCUGCUGGGCUCACACAGAAGCCUUUCUCCAGUGAUGUCGGCGUGGUUCACUUCAACAAAGUGCUUGUGAACGAUGGGGACUAUUAUAACCCCAACACAGGCAUUUUCACAUCGCCGUACGAAGGGCGCUACCUGAUCACCGCCGUGCUGGCCCCGGAGAGGGAUGAGUACGUAGAAGCGGUGCUGUCCGUCUCCAACGCGAGCGUGGCUCAGCUCCACACUGCUGGGUACAGAAGGGAACUGCUGGAGUAUCACAAACCCUACUCAGGGAAACAGACCUGUGGUGGUCCUGGGACGUUCCACCUUGUUCUUCACCUCAAAGCAGGAGAUGAAGUAAACGUUGUUGUGACAGGAGGCAAACUGGCCUACACAGACUCUGAUGAAAUGUACUCCACGUUUAGUGGAGUUCUCCUUUAUCCUUCCAUUUCUCAUGUUUAGGUUUGCCUUGAACAGGGGAGAAGGGUAAGAUAUUCAGAAGAAAUUAAGUGUAAUAAAAUUCAAAGCUUUAAUAUA
Messenger RNA from Parus major (Great Tit), 3344 nucleotides. RefSeq names its product elastin microfibril interfacer 2 (gene EMILIN2). The transcript is spliced from 8 exons. The record is from RefSeq and is a predicted model, not a curated record. Lineage: Eukaryota; Metazoa; Chordata; Aves; Passeriformes; Paridae. Gene Ontology annotation, molecular function: protein binding. Bases 75 to 3269 code for a protein of 1064 amino acids.